This is a messenger RNA of Haemonchus placei, 760 nucleotides long. Lineage: Eukaryota; Metazoa; Nematoda; Chromadorea; Rhabditida; Trichostrongylidae. The record is from the annotation of a GenBank genome assembly.
AUGAUGGACGACUUCGCAAGGCCAUAUGGCUCCUCAGAUGAGUCGGCCAGUAUUGGCGAGGAAAACGAGACUUUGCUGAAUAAAGACUCUGUUCAACCUUUGGUCGUACCAGUUCAGUAUGAUUCGUCCGAGGAUGACGAGCAUGAAGAUGAUUGUGAAGAAGAUGAUGAACAAUCUUGGGAUGAGGUCGCUAUUCCCUAUGACCGAUUCGUUUUCACUGAAGAAAACGGACCAGAUGACUCUGUUCAGAAUUGUACGAUUGCUACCAGCUCUUCCAAUGAAUCGUUGGAUUUCAUGUUUACAGAGACGAAUAGAUAUGCAAAAGAGAAAAUGAUGGUUAGGAAUAAAGACUGGACCGAUACAACUGUCGAGGAAAUGAAACGACUUUUGGGCAUCUGUCUCUACGUGGGAAUUGUCAAGCUGCCGAGCAUGCGUGAUUACUGGUCUACGAAGCCUAUUUUCGUAUGUUCUGUGAAAAUCAUAGUUGGAAAUCGUUUUAAAGCCCCGCUAUCAUGCUUACACUUCGUAGACAAGGAGAAUGCCGACAAAAAAGUAGACUCUAUAGAAAUCAACCGGUUUUGGACUUACUCAACUCUUCCUUUCAACGAAUGUACAAGCCAGAAAAGGAAAUUUACAUUGAUGAAACAAUGGUACCAUUCAAAGGACGGAUCGUAUUUAAGCAAUUCAACAAAUCUAAGAGCCACAAGUACGGUGUCAAACUGUUCAAGCUCUGUUGCAAAUGUGCAUACACUUUGAAGGU